CAUUUUGAAUUCAGACAUUUUACUUAUUCCCAAGAUUUUGAUACAUUAAUAAUUUUGCUUUAAAAUAGGCCUUUAAUUGUCUACUUUUUUAAAUUAUUUAAAGUUCAGUUAUAGUUAAAAUGGCUAUUAGAAAUCCCCGCCUUCCGCUGUUACCUGGCUAUGGCACUAACCCGCUGCUAGGAAAAAAGAAUUUCGGAGUACGUCCAGUAUUUGCAUCUAUUGACAAAGUCAAUAUGCUAGUUGACAAAGCUGAAGGCGUGAAUAAAGUUCCGUCGAUGUACAGUCGGAAACAGGCACCUGAUCUUCCAACUUGGAUCAUGUAUGAUAAGAACAUUUUACGGUUUCAAGGGUUCUUUCAACAAUCACUGCAUGAAAUGCGGUCAGCAUCUCAUAUUUUACGUAAAGUUGAUAUUUUCUUUUUUCUCGAAGAUGGUACUAUAAAGGUUAUAGAGCCGAAGACUGAGAAUAGCGGAUUGUCGCAAGGUACUUUGAUAAGUCGCCAAAGAAUACGUUUGCCUUUCAGUUACGACAUGUACUAUGAUGUGCUUGAUUUAAACAUUGGCCGUGAAGUUACAUUUUAUGGAAAAACUUUUAAGAUUGUAAACUGUGAUAAUUUUACAAGAGUAUUUUUGAAUCGUCUUGGUAUAAACGUACCUGAUCCUAUUCCGUGGCCCGAUGCAAUUGAGAGAUCACCUGCCGGUGGAAAACCUCCGAAACAGCGACCUUUUAAGCAAUUCCUGGAUUAUGACAGACAAGUUUUAAGGUUUUACGGAUACUGGGAUGAUCGGGAUUCAGAAUUUGGUAUAUUACACAACAUGGAAAUUCAUUACUUUCUGGCGGAUGAUACCAUCGAAAUAAAGGAAGUCAUGCCAGCCAAUUCUGGAAUGGAAGCCGGCCCUAUGUUCUUGAAGAGAAUGCGGUUACCACGAAAAAUACCUUCGCAUGUCGAAAUGACGGGUGGUCCGAAGCAGGCCUCUUAUGGUCCGGCGGAUCUAAGCAUCGGUGCUAUUUUAAACGUUUUUGGUCGUAAUGUAGUUUUGACCGACUGUGAUCCAUUCACUAAAGAAUAUUACAGAGUUACAUACGGAUUUGACACUUUCACACCGUUGACAAUACCAAACAAGGAUAGUUCAGAAUGUGUGAGCACUAAUGUAUCAGAACGGAAGUUGCCUCCAUGGAACGGCUACGGAUCCUACGACGAUUCAGCUGAGAACUGUCGUACUGUGGAACCGAAGGCACCUCAUAGGGACUUUAUGAAAUUUAUUCAUAAAGACAGGGUCGGCUUUGAUUCUCAUAUUCUUCGAUUUGCUGCUCGACUCAUAACCGACAACCCUGAAGAUGAACGCCGCUAUUUUAUUGUUAAAUACUUUUUGUGUGAUGAUACAAUUGGUAUCUUUGAGUUGGGCGAAAGGAACUCCGGUUUCAAGGGUGGUAAAUUCUUUCGACGCGACAAGAUGUAUCUGCCAGACGUUGAAUUUUUCGUUCCGAACGAACCGCCCGCGUACACAGACAAAGACAUGUGGGUCGGAAACGAGCUGGUCAUCAACAAGCAUCGUUUUCGUCUCAUUUCCGCUGACGAAUACGCUUUGCGAUAUUUAGAAUUGCAUUCGGACGAGUAUCCUAUGGCGAACAUAGCUUUGAUUAUGGACAAGAUUCGAAGGUUUUUGGCGUCUCAAGAAAAUGGUUAUAAAAACUUUGUGGCUAAAUACAUGGAAGCUGUUUUACCAAAUAAUAAGGAACUUAUGAGCGUCCGAUGUUUCAAGCAAGCUCUGAAGGAAAUAAUGUGCGAAAAAAUGACACAACACGAGUUUUUGACUUUGGUUAGACAUUUUCGAGGUGAUCCAGGGAAAGAGAAAAGCCCGCGACGUGAAAUGAUUAGGUCGUUAGUGUUUACGGAGUUGACCCGUGGCCUGUGGGACGACCGCGCCCGGCUGCGGGAGGGGCUCGUGCACGCCGACGAGCUCGGCACCGGGGCGGUGGCGCCGGAGCGCCUGCGACAGCUGCUCCGCGCCCACCGACUCACUAUCAACACCGACCUCAUGGACUGCAUGCUGCAAGUAUUGGAAAAGGACGAAAACUGUAACAUUUACUAUGAAGAUUUGUUGAAGUUUUUGGAUUUCCAAACUCGACCAGUGUUCAAUCUGACGGAGGAUGAUUAUCAGAAGGUCGUCAGGCACGCGCCACCGCUGAAAGAUACUGAGUGCAAAUUGUGGGCCGAAAACGAGAAUCUCAUCCAGGAAGGCUACGUCAACUGGAAUGCAUUCCUGUGCCAACUCAACUUGGAACAUCUUGUGAAAGAACAAUCUUAGAUUUACAUUUAUAUUUUUGAUAAUUUGG
Bombyx mandarina (wild silkworm) is the source of this 2337-nucleotide messenger RNA. RefSeq names its product EF-hand domain-containing family member C2. The record is from RefSeq and is a predicted model, not a curated record. Gene Ontology annotation, biological process: regulation of neuron projection development. Gene Ontology annotation, cellular component: microtubule. NCBI's taxonomy places the organism in Eukaryota, Metazoa, Arthropoda, Insecta, Lepidoptera, Bombycidae.